Molecule: messenger RNA, 2031 nt
Organism: Helianthus annuus (common sunflower)
Lineage: Eukaryota; Viridiplantae; Streptophyta; Magnoliopsida; Asterales; Asteraceae
Product: 3-hydroxy-3-methylglutaryl coenzyme A reductase 2-B
Exons: 4
Coding region: 100-1893 (597 amino acids)
Biological process (GO): coenzyme A metabolic process; sterol biosynthetic process; isoprenoid biosynthetic process
Cellular component (GO): peroxisomal membrane; endoplasmic reticulum membrane
Molecular function (GO): hydroxymethylglutaryl-CoA reductase (NADPH) activity; protein binding
Source: RefSeq, a predicted model, not a curated record
CAUCCAUCUCUAUAAAUCCCUCCAGCAAUCUUGUGGUUUAUCACCCACACAUCUAUCCAUAAUCUCUCUGUUUUAACAUUUCACCAUCGAUCAAAAAAAAUGGACGUUCGCCCGCACCCGGUCAAGAACCAACCGCGCCACCGAUCGGCAAAACCCGCCACUUCCGGCGAACUUCUAAAACCACACAACCAACCAAAAGCCUCAGACGCACUCCCACUCCCACUUUACUUCACCAGCGGCCUCUUCUUCACCAUGUUCUUCUCCGUCAUGUACUUCCUCCUCCAGCGGUGGCGCGACAAGAUCCGAAACUCCGUCCCACUCCACGUCGUCACCUUAUCGGAGCUUGCGGCAAUCCUCUCCCUCAUCGCCUCCGUUAUUUACCUCGUCGGGUUCUUCGGUAUCGACUUCGUCCAAUCCAUCAUCCGCCCUUCCCCCGAUUCCUGGGAAAUCGAAGACGAAGAUAAGUCUGCCCCAUGCGGGCAGACACUAAUUAUGCCGACAGUGGUUUCAGAAAAUAAGAAACCACCGACAGAACAUAAUUACGAUGAGAUUUUAAAAAAUAUGGGCCCAGGUUCCAUUUCUAACCUCAGCAAACAAAAAAAUAAAAACCCACCGACAUCGUCCGACCAUAUGUUGGACGAUGACGACGAGAUAGUAAAAAUGGUCGUCCAGGGUACAUUCCCGUCGUACGCAUUGGAAACAAAGCUCAGUGACUGCAACCGUUCUGCGGCCAUACGCCGCGAGGCGGUUCAACGGAUAACCGGGAAGUCGUUAUCCGGUUUGCCACUUGACGGGUUCGAUUACGAGUCGAUAUUGGGGAAGUGUUGUGAGAUGCCGGUGGGGUAUGUGCAGAUUCCGGUGGGGAUUGCGGGGCCGUUGUUGUUGAAUGGGGAUGAGUUUUUUGUGCCGAUGGCUACGACUGAAGGGUGUCUAGUGGCAAGUACGAAUAGAGGGUGUAAGGCUGUAUAUGUUUCGGGUGGGGCGACUUGCGUGGUGGUGAAAGAUGGGAUGACUAGAGCGCCGGUGGUUAGGUUCGGCAGUGCAAAGAGAGCGGCGGAGUUGAAGAUGUUCUUGGAAGAUCCGUUGAAUUUUGAGACACUUGCCGUUGUGUUUAACAAAUCAAGUAGAUUUGGAAGGCUACAGAGCGUUCGAUGUGCGAUUGCGGGCAAGAAUCUAUAUGUAAGGUUUUGUUGUGCAACCGGGGACGCAAUGGGGAUGAACAUGGUCUCGAAAGGUGUCCAAAAUGUCCUUGAUUUCCUUCAAACCGAUUUCCCGGAUAUGGAUGUUAUGGGUAUUUCUGGAAAUUAUUGCUCGGACAAGAAACCUGCUGCGGUAAACUGGAUAGAAGGGCGUGGGAAGUCUGUUGUAUGUGAGGCGGUGAUCAAAGAAGAGGUGGCGCAAAAAGUUUUGAAAACAACGGUCUCCGCCUUGGUGGAGCUUAACAUGCUCAAGAAUCUUACGGGGUCCGCCAUGGCUGGUGCACUUGGAGGGUUUAAUGCACAUGCUAGCAACAUAGUCUCCGCUGUGUACCUAGCCACUGGACAAGACCCUGCUCAGAAUGUUGAGAGCUCACAUUGCAUCACCAUGAUGGAAGCCGUAAAUGAAGGCAGAGACCUUCAUAUAUCGGUCACCAUGCCAUCCAUUGAGGUUGGAACAGUUGGAGGGGGCACACAGCUUGCAUCACAGUCAGCAUGUCUAAACAUAUUAGGUGUCAAAGGUGCAAGCAAAGAUGAACCAGGGUCAAACUCACGGGUGUUGGCCACAGUAGUAGCUGGUUCAGUCCUUGCAGGUGAGCUCUCUCUCAUGUCAGCAAUUUCAGCUGGUCAACUGGUCAAGAGUCACAUGAAAUACAACAGAUCUACGAAAGAUAUGUCCAAGUUAACAUCCUCUUAAUUAAGGUUUCAUACAUCUCCUAGAGGUAUUAUGAUUUAUUAUUAAAGAUAGGGUAGACGCGAUGCAAGAACACGCACAUACCUUACCUAAAUCUGGUUCGCGGUAUAUUUAGGAACAUUUAUGUAUGUUUGGAAUAAA